AUGGAGUCAAACAAUUUGAGAAGAGCAGACGCCUCCUAUCGGAAAGAUAAUGGAGCCCGGGCACUGAACUGCAGAGUCAGAGCAGUAAAGAUGCAGCACACCUCAUGCACAGAGGACCGGAUCCAACACGCCCUGGAUAGAUGCCUGGAUGGGUUGAGACAAAGCCCCACGUCUGCACACCACUGGAACGUGCUGAUGUGCUCAGCAGGUCAGUCGAUGAACCGCUGGAGUUUGGAGGAGCUGGUGAAGAGAGACCCUGACAACUUCCUCAUCUUAUUACAACAGAUCAUCGAAAAGACAAAAUAUGUUCAGGAGCAGUGUCAGUAUGAGCUAGUGGUUCCACUCGCCAUCAUGUUCGCCUCCACACUUCUGCAGACACCAUACUGUCCACCAGACACAGAACUCCUGGAGAAAGCUAUCAAAGUUUUUUGCAGCUUCCUCACAUGGCCUGAACCUUAUAGCAGUGUAUGCAGGGAACUGCUCUCCACACUACAGCUAGAAAUCAAGGCCCCUGGGAUUUCUUUUCAAAGACUGGUAAGACAAGAGCAAGGCCUGAACGCCUCCAAUGACUCUUCAAAGACAAUGACUGUGUUGCUGAUGAACCCGGGUGAGGUUCCUUCAGACUUUCUCAUGGUGGCUGAGCAACUCACUCGCAUUCAGCACUCACAGAAAGAAACCUAUAUCACCUUGAUUAAACAUGCUUUCCAGUCCACACUAGGAAGCAAGUUUCCUCUGCAUAUCAUUCACAAGGCCUUGCAGGCAAAAGCUGUGAAUGACUUGGAGGAGAUCUACUCAUCUGUGAGUGACAUCUUAGAAAUGGCUGCAGUCAUGAGUGAGCCACUGAGGGCACGAAGUCAUGUCAUUAAGGGACUGGAAAAACUAAGUGAGACGCUGAGAAUCUCUGCCCACAAUAGGACAAAUUCUGAUGGAAUGCUGCAAACAUUACCCCUGCCAACUGCCAAGUGUUAUAUGUUUCACUGGGACAAGGAUAACUUUGAUGUUCUGAACCACCUUUUGGAGCCUGAGCUUAAUAACUUGACCAGAAAUGGGAAUUCUGCAGAGGUCGAUUUUGAUGAUGAUGAGCAUGAUGUGACAGAAACUGACGUUGAGGAAGAGGACGAGGAAGACAAAGACAAGGAGACACAUGGAAAGGAGUCUACUUCAAUAUCAAUCAUCCCCAAUGACUACAGUUGCAGUCAUCGGGCUUCUACCUUCUCCACUAUGUCAUCCCUGUCCACUACCUCCAAAGACUCCAUGUUCUCCAUGCUAUCCUUUGCUUCAGAGUCCUAUGCUCCCUCCCUUUUCUCAGUCACUUCUGGAGCUGAUAGUGACUACUUUGAAGAUUCUGAUGACUACAUCUGCUCUUCUCCUGUUGCCGAGAAAUGUUCACCAAAGCUGAACAAAGCUUCUGCCCGUCUCAGCCAACAUUUCUACAGACUUUUUAUCAAACCCAAAAAUCCUCGCUUGCUUUCCCGAGCCAAGAGCUUGGGAAACAGUGAAUCGAAAGAUCUUUCAGCUGUUCGAGAAACACGCUCUAAUUCUCUGCCUCAGCAGGUCAAGUUAUUUGGUCCUGAGCCCUUACUCAAGCCACAAAGCCAAGCACUCAGGCAUGUUUGCUUUAGAAGGCGGCCUAUUUUGAGCAGUGAUGAGGACAGCAAGAAUAUUACAUUGAGGGUAGUUGUAUUUGGUGCUGAUCAUGUGGCAGGGAAGGUGGCCCGAGCCUACAGUAGCCUCAGGAAGAAGGAAAGUGACUGUCCACAUCUUAGCAGAGCCUUCAAGCUUCAGUUUUACUUUGUACCUGUGAAGAGAGACUCUGCAGGAUUAGGUUUUCGAAGGUCCUCUGGUCCACUUCUACAAUUUGGAUCUCCAAAACGAACAGCACUCUCUUCUGAUCUAAACCAAAUGGACACAGGCAACAGCACUAAUGACAUUGCACAUUUCCUUGGCAUGCUGGACCCUUGGUAUGAAAGGAACACACUCAGCUUGCUCAAGCUACCUGCCAGCGUUGUUUGCCAGCAAACUUCAAAAACAGAGUCGCAUUCUUACGAGAAUUCAUAUGAGCAGCGUCUACCAAUCCUUGCAGACUUGGUGCUGUACUACUGCCGCUAUGCUGCUCGGCCAGCUUUAAUUCAACUUUACCAGGCUGAGUUGACGCUGGCGUGUGGAGAGAGGAGAACUGAGGUGUUUGUUCACUCACUGGAGUUGGGUCACACAGCAGGAACACGAGCAAUCAAGGCCAUGGGUGCUGCCAGUAAGCGGUUUGGCAUUGAUGGUGACCGAGAAGCAGUGCCUCUCACACUGGAGGUUGUGUACAACAGGGUGGUCAUUAGUGGGAGAAGCCAGUGGAAACGAGAAACCAAAGUCUGUACUUCAAUAAACUUAAUCAAAGCAUGCAAGAACCCUGAGGAACUAGAUGCAAAGAUGGAGUGCCUGCAACUCACCAUGACUGAGGUGCUGAAGAGGCAGAAUGGUAAAAGCAAGAAGGGCUACAACCAGCAGCUGAAUGUGACUGAGGUAAAGGUUGACAAGGUGCAGGUCUGUGGGGUUCGAAACACGACAUUUGCAGUGUGCCUGGACCAGGAUGAGAAGAAGAUUUUACAAAGUGUCAUAAGGUGUGAAAUAUCGGUAUGCUACAAACCUGACAGCUCUGCUGAUUGGAGGCUACGGAAAAACCGGAACUCUGCUCAAAUCCAGCCCCUCAACCCCACCUUCUGCUCCCUACUUUGUCUGCCCAUUGUGACCUUUAGUGGGGCACUUCCCUGAGACAGCUGAUCGCAGUUUUUUUGGACUGGAAGAAAAUAUUUCCUACAAUGUUCUUUGAAUGCUGGGGAUGCCUAACAGACUAACAAAAAAGCACAUGAGACUUUUUCUAAUCUUAUAAGAUGUUGUGGUGAAAUUCACUUGGAAGCAGUGCAAUACAACAUGAGGACUUUGAAAGUCUUGCACAGAAAAGGUUCAUUUAAGAAUUCUGUAUUACUGACCUUUGAUUACUGACCUUUUUACUUACCGGCAGUAGUAACAGCACCAAGGACACUUGUGAAAUCAAGAAAUAGAAGAGAAUAUUCAGCCAAAGAGAUACUAUUGUUUAUUUCUCUAAAUCAUUAAAAUGAGUCUUUUAAUGUUAUUACAAGAACUUUUCAAGUGUCACUUUUUAGGCUCCACUUUUUUGUGUUUUGCAGGCACAACUGACUGUCAUAUAGAAUGUAUAAUAGUGAAGGUGAACAUUUGGAAUCUCGGGUAAAAUUAUAUAACUAGCAGAUUUUAGUGAUAAAUCAGAAUCCGACAGAGAUGGCAAAAUAAUUAUGUGUAUAUUGUGUUUCACAACUUUUCUCUGAAUCCACACACAUGCCAAUGGAUGAUGAACUGUGAAAAUUGUCUAUUAGGAAGGAUUAACAUAUUGCUGAAUAGACACUAUUGUUGUACAAAAUGUAGAUAUUCAAAUUCAGAUAUUUUUAAGUGUAAUGUUCAGUUUGGGAACAGUUCACUGAAAGAGUUGAUAGUUAAAAACAGCAGCUAUGAAUAUGUUGACUUUUCUUUAUGUUUUAUCUCAAGUGCUGAUAUCCAUCUUUACCUGGUAAAACUUGGCAUUUAAAGCCAGUUUAUUUGCUGUACUAUAGUUUAAAUAGGAACAUAAUAUUAUCAAAUAACUUUUUAUCACUUCAUCUAGGAUAAAGAUGAAAAUGGCAAUAUGUUCAAACCAAUCAAAUGUACAUCUUCCAAUGCACUUUCCACAGUGGAAGGAUUGACAUUAAAGUUUUUUUACUUUUGUGAUUGUGAAGA
Menidia menidia (Atlantic silverside) is the source of this 3780-nucleotide messenger RNA. The record is from the annotation of a GenBank genome assembly. Lineage: Eukaryota; Metazoa; Chordata; Actinopteri; Atheriniformes; Atherinopsidae.